Messenger RNA from Aspergillus bombycis, 1416 nucleotides. RefSeq names its product FAD-dependent oxidoreductase. The record is from RefSeq and is a predicted model, not a curated record. The annotation marks the transcript as partial. Gene Ontology annotation, molecular function: FAD binding. Lineage: Eukaryota; Fungi; Ascomycota; Eurotiomycetes; Eurotiales; Aspergillaceae. The transcript is spliced from 5 exons.
GUCACACCACGCUACGCCGACCCGUCGCUAUCAUUAGGACUGGUGACAAUGGCCGAAUCGCCGUUUAGAAUUAUUAUCGUCGGCGGCUCUAUAACGGGACUGACGCUGGCGCAUUGCCUUGAUCGAGCAGGGAUAGAUUAUCUUGUGCUGGAAAAACAUCAGGAGAUCCACCCGCAGAUUGGCGCAUCAGUAGUCAUCUUCCCCAACGGUGGCCGAAUCUUAGAGCAGUUGGGUCUGUACCAGAGGAUAGCAGGAUUGGCUCAGAGGCUCCGACGGGUUCAUACAUGCUUCCCUGACGGGUUUCACUAUGACAGCAAUAUCCCUGAGCUGAUGAAGAAGUUGUUUGGCAUGGACUUUGCUAUCUUAGAGCGAAGACAGCUACUUGAGAUCUUGUACACGGGUCUCCCGGACAAGUCCAAAGUACACACCGGUCAGCAAGUGACCAGUGUUGUCCCGACUAAAUCUGGCGUCUCGGUGACAACAGCCGACGGGGCCAGGUACGAUGGUGAUCUCGUUGUUGGAGCGGAUGGAGUCCAUAGUUUCGUCCGGUCGGAGAUGUGGCGCAUCGCUGAUCUCGAACAGCCAGGCCUUAUAUCAAAAAAAGAAAAGUCGGACAUGACGGUGGAAUUUGCCUGUGUUUUCGGUAUCUCGAAUCCAGUGGAAGGGGUCAAGUCUUGGGAUCAUGUCAUUCGAUACAACCCCGGAGUGACACUCUUUGUCUUUCCUGGAACAGAUAAUGGCAUCUUCUGGCUCUUGUUCCAAAAGCUUGAUAAACGGUAUACCUACCCCAACACGCCUCGGUUCACGAACGAGGAUGCGAUUUCCACAUGUGAAUCGUUGGCCGGCCUUGCUGUGUGGGAGAGCGUCCAAUUCGGUGAUAUUUGGAGACAACGGCGAACCUUCCACAUGACAGCGUUGGAGGAAGGCUUGCUAAGAACAUGGCACUAUGGCCGCAUAGUCUGUAUUGGAGAUAGUGUUAGCAAGAUGACCCCAAAUCAAGGACAAGGAGCGAAUACGGCCAUUGAGGCUGCAGCUGGUUUGGCAAAUGCGUUGUUUUCGUUAAGGCAAAAGGCCGAGGGAAACAGUUCAUCAGAGGAAGAAAUUCAACGUAUGCUUGAUCAGUUCAACACGACACAUUUCCAGCGUCUGCUAGCGAUCCAUCAGAGCUCAGAGUUCCUUACUCGGCUCCAGGCAUGUGAUGGCCUGGCCAAAUCCUUAUUUGCGCGUUAUGUAGCGCCAUAUUGUGGAGGCAUUAUUGAGGGAAUUUCUGGACUGGCGACAACUAGUCCAGUCCUGGACUUUGUCCCACUGACAGAACGCUCUGGAAGGGAUUGGUCGCCGUUAUCCUCUUGGGCACCAUGGAUAUCCAAGAUGGCCAAGCUUUGCGUGGACAUUGUACAGAAUAGCUAUUACUAG